Molecule: messenger RNA, 117 nt
Organism: Staurois parvus
Lineage: Eukaryota; Metazoa; Chordata; Amphibia; Anura; Ranidae
Source: the annotation of a GenBank genome assembly
AUGUCCUCAUUGUCAGAAGAGGUUUACUCGCAGCGACCACGUCAGCAAGCACUUCAAGACACACCUUGUGCCAAAGAAGCUGUGAGGCUUAGUGGAAAACGCACCCUAACUAUGUAG